CGACCUUACACAGUCCUCCCAAAAAAUGCUUUACGAACUCGUCGCUGUGGUCCGGACAAGCUCCCUCAAUGAAAUCAAGGAAAUCGCUAAAUCCGCUGGCAUGACGGUACUACAAAACGGCGGAGUCGUCCGCGGAUACACAUACUGGGAGAAACUCAUGCUCCCAACCCGCCGACGCGCGCACUUGGUCUAUCACACCCAUGGCCAAUACUUCAUCAUGAGGUUCGAUUCAAACUCGCCGACGCAGCACUUGAUCCAGCGCACACUACGAUUGGAUCCCCGGAUGAUCAGUUUCAGCGUUGUCAAGAUGGGGACAAAGUUGAAAGACGUUGCGAAGGUCAAGGGGAAGACUUGGGAUUUGGAUCUGGGCGUCUGAGAUGAUGGUGAAUAAGGGGGCGGCAGUGGAUGUAUUAUACGUCUCGGCAAACAAGACUUUAGACGGCUGGGCUUUUUUCUUUGCUACGGCGUCUGGCUUGUGGGAAUUAAGGGAGGAAACUGGGUUGAGAUGAUAUCUCUCUUCAAACAUCGCAUAGCGAGAAUAAACGGCGUACGAACGUUAAGAUCGAA
Molecule: messenger RNA, 567 nt
Organism: Tuber melanosporum (Perigord truffle)
Lineage: Eukaryota; Fungi; Ascomycota; Pezizomycetes; Pezizales; Tuberaceae
Product: mitochondrial 37S ribosomal protein YmS16
Exons: 2
Coding region: 26-376 (116 amino acids)
Biological process (GO): translation
Cellular component (GO): ribosome; mitochondrial small ribosomal subunit
Molecular function (GO): structural constituent of ribosome; small ribosomal subunit rRNA binding
Source: RefSeq, a predicted model, not a curated record